This is a messenger RNA of Mycena indigotica, 2211 nucleotides long. RefSeq names its product Fungal-trans domain-containing protein. The transcript has 19 exons. The coding region runs from base 1 to 2211 and encodes 736 amino acids. NCBI's taxonomy places the organism in Eukaryota, Fungi, Basidiomycota, Agaricomycetes, Agaricales, Mycenaceae. Gene Ontology annotation, molecular function: DNA binding; DNA-binding transcription factor activity, RNA polymerase II-specific; zinc ion binding. Gene Ontology annotation, biological process: regulation of DNA-templated transcription; DNA-templated transcription. The record is from RefSeq and is a predicted model, not a curated record.
AUGGCGUCGGUGGGGGGUCAGCGCCAGAAGCGACGGGCUGCAGCGCUAUCGUGUGCCGAAUGCCGUCGACUCAAAUUGAAAUGUAGUCGUCAGUUUCCUUGCAGAAAGGCUGCGCUGCAAUUUGUCCCGAAGGCUCGCGAGAUCGCCUUUCAUGACGCGUUUCAAGUUAUUUACAAUAUACCAGGGAGCUUGACUACCGGUAAGGGCAACCGAUUCGUGUUAGCAAACACAGAGGUUCUUCACGAAAAGAUACUUGAGCUCUCCAAUCGCAUUCGUCAACUGGAAGACGGGCUUCUAGACUCUCAUACACAAACCUCAUCAACGCCCCACCCGCUACUCGCUCCCCAACUCCUCGCAAUAAAACGACCAUUAGAGAGAGACCGGCCCGAUAUGCCGCUCAAGUCAGACAAGCCUGAUUCUUCCAACGAGGGAGUGGAAGCCAUGGGAUCGCUGUCUAUAUCAGAUGGCGGCCGUUCUACUUUCUUUGGGCAAGCUGCUAACUCCUGGUAUCUUCUCAAGAACGAGACUGCUUCAGAUGACGAAGAGGUUGGAUCACCACAAACGGACCAUAUACUACCCAAAGACCUACCUUGGCUUGCUUAUUCCUUCCCCUUUACCACAACAUCCAUUAACGGCACUGGCGAGGAUGUUCGAACCACCCUCCUCAAUUUAUUGCCCAACGCAGGAAUCGCUCAGCGGUUUUCGGAAAGUUACUACCGACAUGCGGCUUGGAUGUAUACCCCAAUAUCCGAGAACGACUUUUACGAAAAAAUAUUUACACCCAUAUAUGAUUUCAAUGGCGACCACGUGAGCGCCCAUAGCUUAUCUGUGCUAUUUAUGGUGAUGGCUCUCGGGGCUCUUGUCGAUUUGAACAUGCCUGCCCAUUCUGCUGAGGCCACGGAACUUUAUCAACUAGGAAGAGCUGCUCUUGCCAUUGACUCGGUGCUUGAAGAGCCGUCAAUUCCCGGGAUACAGGCGCUGCUGUUAAUGUGCCAUUAUAUGUUUUGGGCCGGGAUCGACGGACCUCGAUGGGUUAUCAUGGGCCUCGUUGUCAAACUUGCCCACAGCAUUGGAUUACAUCGUGACAGUGAACGAUGGAACCUAGACCCCGUUGAAACACAUAAUCGUCGCUGUCUUUUGUACGAGAUCUACACCUAUGAUAGUUGGCAAAGUCUUACUUUCGGCCGACCUCCGACAUUUUCGCUGGCGCACAUUGACACAAAGCGUCCUCAAGAGCCAACAACCAACCCUGGGGAAAUGUCUUUUGCGGCAUGGAAGCAUGCCUGGUCAUCCGAAUGCCUCUCGGUUCUGCAUGAUCGCGUUUUCGGUGCUCGACCACCGCCAUAUAGUACUGUCAUGGAACUCGACAAGAAAGUGCGCAACUACAAAGUUCCGCAGAACCUUCAAGUUCCAGGAUUCUUGACGUCAAAGACGACAGUGGAAAGCGAGCCGCCUACAAUAGAGCUCACAAUGCAAAGAUAUUGUGCUUUUGGAAUAAAAGAAAUCGCAUUAUUUUAUAUGCAUCGUGGCUUUUUUGCGCAAGCACUUGCUGACAACUCUCAAGACCCAAUGGGAAGCAAGUAUGGGCCAUCAGUUCUCGCCGCCUAUCGUAGUGCCUGCACUUUUGUCGGACUGAUCGAGAGCCUGUUCAAACAGCAGCCCGUUUUGACUGAGAGGGUUGGAUUCUACUUCACCCAUGUUUUCAGCUGCUGCAUUGUUUUGGGUUCUAUUGCAAUGAAACCGCAUCUGACUAUCGCCCCAUCAGCACUGUCCCACUUUGAAUCGGCCUGCCGUCUUUUUGAGAGCUUGACCGAUCGUGCUCAGACAGUGAAAAUGCUGCCUGUCCUCCAUCGCCUCAAGACCCGUGCACACGAGGCCCUCAUGACUCCAAGCCCUCGCAUUCUAGACCCCACAUUUUCACCUCAAGUGAAAACCGAGGUCGACGAGAUAGCGGCUCUUGGUGGGGUCACUCGUCUCGUGACCAGAAGAACAAUGUCUCCGUCGAGUCCAUCCUCCGAUUCACCUUCGCCACCAGUGACGCUUGACACCCCCCAAUCGUGGACAGGCUUCUCUCAGUUCCAAGAGUAUGGCUACCCUCAUCAUACCAACAACGGUCAAGGCUAUGACGAGUUCAAUUCCUAUUCGGAGGUUCAGUAUGCACCCGAUUUGAGUUAUUCAUGGCAAAACUUCGUGCAGCAGUUCAAAGAGUAG